Messenger RNA from Talaromyces proteolyticus, 1338 nucleotides. Its product is annotated as pyruvate dehydrogenase kinase. Gene Ontology annotation, biological process: protein phosphorylation; regulation of glucose metabolic process. Gene Ontology annotation, molecular function: pyruvate dehydrogenase (acetyl-transferring) kinase activity. Gene Ontology annotation, cellular component: mitochondrion. The transcript has 4 exons. The coding region runs from base 1 to 1338 and encodes 445 amino acids. The record is from RefSeq and is a predicted model, not a curated record. NCBI's taxonomy places the organism in Eukaryota, Fungi, Ascomycota, Eurotiomycetes, Eurotiales, Trichocomaceae.
AUGUGGAAGGCCUCCGACAAGCUGGCCGCCACCAUCAAACACUAUGCGAGCUUCCCCGCAACAGGCGUCUCGCUGCGCCAGAUGGUGCAAUUCGGCGAACGGCCAUCGCCAGGCACCUUGUUCCGAGCAUCUCAGUUCCUGUCUGAAGAACUGCCGAUCCGUUUAGCCCACCGCGUGCAAGAGCUGCACGACCUGCCUGAUGGGCUCAAUGAGAUGCCCUCAAUCAAGAAAGUGCGCGACUGGUACGCCCAGUCGUUUGAGGAGAUCAUCAACGUCCCCAAACCGUCCUUGAGCCAGGAAGUCAAGGCCCUUUUAAUGCGCCCUAUGAAGAGUAACGGCGAGUCGAAAACACUGAGCAAAGUAACGUGGAAUCCAAGCGUCAAGGAAGGCCAAUACAGAUCAUCCCCGACAUCCAUCAAUGGAAGCGCACAUGCCGACCCGGUCAUAACAAGUAACGGCAAGGUCAAAAUCGCUGCGUCGCGACGCUACUUUGUUCCCUCGGAUGACCGCAUACAGUGGCCGCCGGAGAUUGACGAUUUCAACCAACGCUUCGGCCAGACCUUGAAACAGAUCAAACGAAGGCACGAUGGCGUGGUGACGACCGUGGCACAGGGAAUUCUAGAGUACAAGCGCAAGCGUCAAAGACUACAAAUAGACUCGAGUAUACAGGCCUUCCUCGACCGCUUUUACAUGUCUCGUAUUGGCAUUCGGAUGUUGAUCGGUCAGCAUAUUGCAUUGACUGAACAAACGCAUGCCCAUCAUCCAAACUACGUCGGGAUCAUCUGCACAAAGACAAACAUUCACGAAGUUGCGAUGGAGGCGAUUGAAAACGCCCGCUUCGUUUGCGAAGACCACUACGGACUGUUCGAAGCACCCAAAAUACAGCUGAUCUGCAAGCGUGACCUGGAUUUCAUGUACGUGCCAGGCCACUUGUCGCACAUGCUGUUUGAGACCUUGAAGAACUCGCUGCGUGCAGUUGUCGAGAGACACGGCGCCGAAAAGGAGGACUUCCCAGUUACAAAAGUCAUUGUCGCCGAAGGGAGGGAAGACAUUACCAUCAAGAUCUCAGACGAAGGUGGUGGUAUCCCACGAUCGUCAAUCCCACUCGUCUGGACAUAUAUGUACACAACCGUCGACCAAACACCUAACCUCGACCCCGACUUCGACAAGAGCGAUUUCAAAGCCCCCAUGGCCGGUUUUGGAUAUGGCCUACCCAUUAGUCGAUUGUACGCCCGGUAUUUUGGGGGAGAUUUGAAGCUGAUCAGCAUGGAAGGAUACGGCACCGAUGUAUACCUCCACCUGAACCGGCUCUCCUCAAGCUCAGAACCACUCCAUUGA